AUGGGUACACCCAGAGACUACUAUGCAGACUUAGAGCUGCCCCCGACGGCGGACGUCGCGGAGAUCAGGAAACAAUAUCGGAAACUUGCUCUCAAGUAUCAUCCCGAUCGAAAUCCUGGAAGAGAACAAGAAGUCAAUACCCAGUUCCAGAUCAUCCAGACGGCGCACGAAAUUCUUUCUGAUCCCGAAACGAAGGCGAAGCACGAUGCUUCUCGAGGUCGUGGCAGAUACACUGGGGCUUCGGGUGUAAAGGGCAACCCGUGGUCAAACGUGAGCGCUCAGUAUCCGCCUCCCCCACGACGUAACAACGCGAAUGCGAACGCGAACACAAGCGCUCGAACUACCCCGUCGGGCGCACAAAGAUGGCAGACGCGCUUCUCAUCAGGGGUCCCUCCCACAGCAAAGCAGUAUGCAGCAGCGGAUGCUGAAUCGAAGAAGAACGCUGCUCGAGCGUUCGAGAAUAUGCGAAAGGGCGCAUCGGCAAAGACCAGUGAACAGACACGACCUCCCCCUCCACCUCCCCCACCACGGACUGAAUCUGCUAGGCAACGUGCUGAGGCUUCUUUUGGUGCAAGAAAGACAGGAUUCCAUCCUCGGACGACAACGGGUGAUGAGCCACCUGUUUCAAGCAGCAACUAUAGCUCAAGGCCAGCAUCAGAGCGAUAUCAGCAAUCGUAUGGUCAAGAAGCCCCAAAACAACCUCCUCCCAUUCCACAGAGACCACCACCGACUGCGAUGCCUGAUCCCUUGAGCCAAUUCAGAGACCGAGAUAGCUGGGCAGAUCCUCGACAGAGCAGUCCCUAUACGUCACACGGAGGUGAAAAGACCAACCCCUUUGACGGCAUCCCGCUGAACCGUGCCAAGAGCACUCGUGAAACCAACAACCAAGGCCAAUCUCCGGAUAAAGAGGCUUUCAAUCGCCAACGCAGCGCCAGUGUGCCACAGGGUGGUAAGAAUGACGAUGGUUCCUCAGAAUCCAGUGCUUCACAACCAUCCCCAAUACCUCGCGACCCUGCAGAUCGUCCCAAGGCUCCUCUGAAGAAGACUCGAAGUGGUUUCAAGAGCGUCCCUCUGGGACCCAACCAACAGGCUACUGAAUUUCCUGCAGCUGAAACGGCAACUGAUUCACCUGGCGGCCCAUCAAUGUAUGACAACCCAUCUUCUACAGCAUCUAAUCGCCCCUACUCGACAAGCUUCAGCAAGUGUCAGGGUCAUUAUGGGUUUGGAGUGUCGUCUACCGAGAGCUACUGCCCAUAUGCAACCCCAAAUAAGCAUUGUCGCCCGUCGCCAAGUGGUAGACAGGAUUCACCACAUCGAUUGACCCCAUUCGAGCGCCAGCAAAUGGAGUUUUUGGCAAAGCUCAUUGACAACGCGAGUCCUGGAAGCCCCGCUAGGAAAAGAAAGCACAAAGACCGCAGUUUGGACACUCCUGGCAUAUCGAAUCGCGCUAACACGGUGAACUUAAACAGCUUUAGUUUCCCUGUCGAGGAUGACACUUUUGCGCGAACAUCACCGGAUCUCCACCGAUUUAUGAGACGAAGUACUGACAAUAUCAACACUAGCUUCACCGAGGAAGAAGACCCGGUAGGGUGGGAGUUUAAUGCCGGAGGACCUGAGCAGGACAGCCCAACGAAGCCCCGGAAACAAGGCCGACGAUCGCCUGGGAAACGUCCCCAAAUGAGUGGAAAGAGUACGCCCAGUUUCGUAUCUGACUCCGAGAAGCCGGAUCCUGCUAAGCCUGAGUCGGCUUUUAACCCUGCUGGUUGGGAUUUUGGACCCCAAAAUUUUGUUCCUCAGCCGUCUAAAUCUGUGUCUCCAACUCGAUCUAGUCGAACAAGUUCCCGAAGACCUAAGGCCUCCAAAAAGACAAGUCAUGCGACUCUUGUGGAUGACAGCAGCAGCGAAGAGGAGGUUCUUGAAUGGCGUGGACGAAAGGUGCAAGAAGAGCCACCCAGUGCUGAGAGUCCCCAGGCUAUGGAUAUAGAUACUCCUCCCGUGUCGACCUCGAUGCCACCGCCUCGACCUCCCAAGGUUCCCUCCCCUCAACCAGCUCAAGCCAGAACUUCUCCUCAACCUAUCCAGACCCAACAGGCCGCUGAAGUCAAUCAGGGUCCAGGAACAGCCUCUAUGUCACAUGCCGCUCGAAAUAUCAAUGUUGAGCCCUCCAGACCAGAGUGGCGACCAGGCAAUGUGGACAGUGUGAACGGCAUUGAGCAGAGACCUGAAGACUCCAUGAAACCGUUCAAUCCCAACAACGUGGGAUCAGAGGAUAGUGAGGAGUUCCGUGCUAGCUUCGCUGAUCUCAGAAAUGUGGCCCCGUUUGCCCAGCAGAACUCAGGUCUGAGAUCAUUUGCUGAUUUGAAAGACACCCUGCCCUUCGAAAGCAAAGCUGCGCCUCAGAUUCCGAUGAAGCUCCCAAAGGUUCAUCCAUUGAUCUUUCCAGAUCCACCUGCAGCUCCUCAGCUUCCUGCGGCCGUUGCCGUCAACGGAGUUCAACCAAGCGCACUUUCUUGGGACAGUUAUGUGAAAGAUUUUGAAAAUUACUUGAAGCAAUGGGACAUGUUCAAUGCUCAAGUUGUUGACCAUUUUACCACGCGAAAAUCCCACAUUGCUCGUACUAGAGAAGAAAAGGGGUAUUCGUUCUUGGAGGCCCGGGGUGAUACCGACAUUCAAGAAUAUUACAACUGGAUUGAACAGGAUAUGGACGUUCGUCGACGCUGGACCGCCGCAUGCGAAGAGCACGAGCAACGAUUCCGAGAGUUCAUGGCGUUUCGAAUGAAGAUGAAGUAA
Messenger RNA from Fusarium sp. VM40, 2790 nucleotides. The record is from the annotation of a GenBank genome assembly. Lineage: Eukaryota; Fungi; Ascomycota; Sordariomycetes; Hypocreales; Nectriaceae.